Cucurbitaria berberidis CBS 394.84 is the source of this 450-nucleotide messenger RNA. RefSeq lists its product as uncharacterized. The record is from RefSeq and is a predicted model, not a curated record. Bases 114 to 350 code for a protein of 78 amino acids. NCBI's taxonomy places the organism in Eukaryota, Fungi, Ascomycota, Dothideomycetes, Pleosporales, Cucurbitariaceae. The transcript has a single exon.
AGGAGCGGUGAGUCGUCAUAAACUCCGCGCAUAUUGUUCAUGUAGCCGCUUUGCUCUUUGCAGACCCCAUUCUAUUGCCUCACUCUCUCAGUCUGUAAAUUUGACGCAACAAUAUGUCCAACAACGCUUCUGAAUCAGCGCUCUCGAAAUACCGUUAUGAGGCCGUCUUUGGCGUGUGGCUGGCGGUUACUGGAGCGACCUUCCUACGCAUCGCACGCCAACCUUAUAGCUCAGGCCUGAAAAUCGAACAGUACGAGAGCAUCUUCAAGGGUACAUCUCUCAGCGCCGUGCUGGUCGGACUCGGAAUAUCCCCAGGAAAAAGGUCGGCAAGGCGCUUUCGUGGCAACUGAUGCGAGCUAAAGAGCUGGAGGACCGACUUCAGGUUGUUGCACUCUCCUGCUCCGCCUGGCACAUUGCGCGAGGUUGGGAAGGCAUCUGAUGGUAUGAGAU